This is a messenger RNA of Thamnophis sirtalis, 1388 nucleotides long. RefSeq names its product mitochondrial ribosomal protein S30 (gene MRPS30). Gene Ontology annotation, cellular component: mitochondrion; ribosome; mitochondrial large ribosomal subunit. NCBI's taxonomy places the organism in Eukaryota, Metazoa, Chordata, Lepidosauria, Squamata, Natricidae. Gene Ontology annotation, biological process: translation. The record is from RefSeq and is a predicted model, not a curated record. Gene Ontology annotation, molecular function: structural constituent of ribosome.
CGUUUUGCGCCGGCAAGAUGGCAGUUUUCAGAAGUUGGAGAUGGCUGCCAGGGGCUCGAUUGGGGCCGCAGUUCAUGCACAGCGAGGCCUCUGCGGCGCCUUCGGACGACCCCGUCGCCUCCCCCGCUUCUCUUUAUCCGCCCGUGGUGGCUUCACUUACCGCCAAGAGUAAGAUAGCCAAACUCCGGCGCCGGGAGGAAUACUUUAAAACUAUUCACAACGCGCCUACGGUUGAGGAGAAAUUGGCGAUCUACGGGAAACGGCAGCGCCGCAAGUACGUGGUCUACCCGCAGACCUGGGCUUUAAACGCAGAUCGCUGGUACCAGCAUUUCACGAAGACCGUCUUUGUGCCAGGACUGCCCGCUUCGGUGUCAGUAAGCGAAGAAGACAAGACAGACGGUUUGGAUUUGGCUGAGCUCCGCUCCCUUGUAUGCGAAGUGCUCCUUCAGGAGUAUUAUUACCAGCGCAAGAAGCCCCCCAAACUCUUCCGUGGUAGGGAACAAGGGCCAGCGCCUUUCAUUACCCACCUGGUGCCAAAGCUUGCAGCCCACCUGACUUGUCUCAACCCAGCGCUGGGUUCCUCUUCCAUCCUAGACUUUCAGCCUGAUGUACAUUUCUACUGGUUGCGUGGGGAGACAGUGGUUCCCCGAGGACACCGGCGAGGCAGGAUUGACCCGUUGAGAUUUCAGAUUGAUGAUAAGCCACGCUGUCAGAUUCGUAUAAGAAAGCAACUUUCAGAGUUUGAGCCUCUUGAUUACCUGGGCCCUGGAGAUAUUCCUGUUAUCCAGUAUUUACCUGACAAACUUCCAUUGUUCAAACGACAAUAUGAUAACAAAAUAUUUAUAGGUUCUCAAAUAUCAGAUCCAUGCUGCUAUGGGCACACCCAAUUUCAUUUGCUUCCUGACAGGGUGAAAAGAGAAAGGCUGAUAAAAUUGAAUCUCACUGAUCAGGUUGAUGUUCCAUAUCGAGCCAAUGCAGUUGCAAGCCUCUUUGCGUGGACUGGAGCACAAGCAAUGUGCCAAGGAUUCUGGAGUGAAGACGAUGUGACUCGACCCUUUGUAUCCCAGGCUGUUAUUUUCGAAGGAAGAUACAUUGCCUUUUUUUGUUACCAGUUAAACACCUUGGCUUUAACUGUUGAGGCUGACCAAAAUAAUCCAAGAAGGAACAUUUGUUGGGGGACUGAAAGUAAGCCCCUGUAUGAAUCAAUAGAAAAUAAUGAUGUGAAAGGUUUUAACGAUGAAGUCCUAGCACAGUUUGUUAAAUUUCUGUUAAACAAACCAAAGGAAUUAUGAUAAUCUGAUUAUUCUGAAAAUACCAAAAUAAAAUUAAGUGUUUAAACAUGUUAAACAUGAGGACCUGGAUUGUUGUUGGGGGCAAUAUGCUGACUC